UCGCUGUGCGAGCUACCGGUGUUUGCGAGCUACCGGCGGGCACCAACUGGAACUUCGACCUGCAGUGGUCGCCACGGGUGUUGUGCGAGCUACCGGCGGGCACCAACUGGAACUUCGACCUGCAGUGGUCGCCACGGGUGCCAGGGCUGCUCUCCGCCUCCUGCUUCGACGGCCACGUCUCGCUCUACAACAUCGAGGUGCGUCUCUCGCUCUACAACAUCAAGUCGGCUAGCAGCAAGGAGUCAGACUUUGGCGCGUCGCUCGCCAACAGAACGCCCAUGGCAACAUCCCGCGCGCCCAAGUGGUUGAAGCGGCCGUGCGGAGCAACCUUUGGCUUUGGCGGGCGGCUGCUGUGCUUUGGAAGCAAGGUGGGGCAAGCAGGGCAUGGGGCGCAGGUGGCGGUGCACAGUGUGGUGACGGAGGAGGGCGUGGUGGCCCGCGCUGACGAGUUUGAGGCUGCCGUGGCGGGCGGCGACAGGAGAAUCUCAAAGCCUUCUGCCAACACAAGGCGCAAGCUCGCCACUGCCCCAGAGGACAGGGAGACGUGGGACUUCCUCACAGUGCUCUUUGAAGACGCACAUCAAAUCCCCUCAUCCCGUUCUCCCGUUUGCCACCAGCUCUUCUCCUCUCCCCAUCUCCACACCGUUGUGCCUGCACACGCCCAUCCCUGGCAGCAAUCACAGCUGCUGGGCCUGCGACGCCACGAGCCCUCUAAUGCCGCUAGUGUGCUGAGGCUCCUACUGGGAGCGGUGGUGGCGAGCGGCAAUCAGAGGGCUCGUGGCGUCACAGCCUCCUUCAACCCUCUUUCCCAUGCUUUAACCCUCGUCCCCUCUCCUCCCCUCCACCCCCUUCCACCCUAUCUUGCCAUGCGCUGCACUUACGCGCCAAGCCAUGAGUGGUCAGUGUUGUGUGAUGAGCUGGCAGCACGGCUGGAGGCAACCGGGGCAGUGGCAGGCGGCAACGCUUACGCACCGAGCCACAAGUGGUCGGUGUUGUGUGACGAGCUGGCAGCGCGGUUGGAAGCACCCCUUUCCAUUCGCCCCACUCUUUUCCCUUUUCACCAUUCGUGUCACCACCCCCUUCCCUUCUCACAGUAUGCGCCAAGCCACGAGUGGUCCGUGUUGUGUGACGAGCUGGCAGCACGGCUCGAAGCGGCGGGGCAGUGGCAGGCGGCAACGCUGUGCUUCAUGUGUGCGGGCUCCAUUGACCGAGUCGUCGACAUCUGGGCCUCCCGCCUGCAGCCCUCACAGGGGUCCCCGCCCCUGCCGCACCUGCAAGAUCUUAUUGAGAAGGCAGUGGUGCUGGGCUUGGCUACAGGACAAAGCAGGGUCGGCGGCAGGUGGGCGGCGUCGCUCGUCUCAGAGUACGCAACGGUACUGGCGGCCCAGGGCCGGGCGGCGGCGGCACAGCAUCUGUUGUCUCUUCUGCCUCCGUGGGAGGAGAGUGUGAAUGACCCGAGUGUGGCCGAGGCUGCCACGGCUGCUGCUGCCUUGAAGGAGCGCAUCUACCGCAGCGGACUCGUUGUCGUGGACCCCUCACAGCCGGCCCCGCCCUUCCCCUUCACGUCUGUCGAUGUGCCUGUUGGCUCCACCACCACCACCACUGCUGCUGCUGCUGCUGCCAAGCCGUAUGCCACACAGCAAUCAGCAUUUGCUGUUGCGCCUGCUCAGCCUUCGUACUAUCAGGCAUGUACCUGCCUCAUCUCCUGCCCGGCAUUUGUUCACCCCCCACCCAUGCAGCCCAUGCAGCCCAUGGCAGCAGGGCAGGCAGCACCAGGCGCACAGCCGUCCUUCAUGCCUGUUGCUCCCCCGCCUGUGGCCGCCCCGCCUCCAUCCACACAUCACAUGCCCUCCGGCCCUCCACCGGGAAUGAUGAUGCCCACGCAGCCGCCACCAGCAGCACGGGCAGCACAGGGACCCCGCCCAGUGGCCUUCACCCCAGUAGCUCCCCCUCCUGCCCACCGCAUGCCCACCGGCCCCCCUCCCGGCAUGGCCCCCACCGCCCCUCCCCCUGGAGUCUUCCCCCCUGGCGCACCCCCCCCUGGGGUGCUUCCCCCCGGGGUUCCCCCCCCUGGCGCUGCCCCCAUGAUGCGCCCCACUGGUCCCCCUCCUGGCGUGCGCCCCCCUGGUGUUGCUGCUGUGGGUCCGCCUGGGGCUGCUGCUGCUGCUCCUGCUGCGGCUGCACCCGCCCCCGCUGCUCCCGAGGCUGCGCCGCCCGCCCCGCCGCCCACGGUGCAAACAGCCGACACCUCCAACGUGGCCCCUGAGCUGCGCCCAGUGGCAGGCACGCUGGGGAGGGUGUACAAGGAGGUGGCAGCGGCGGUGGCGGCGCAGGGCAAUGCGGGGAAGAAGAGGGAGAUGGACGCCAACAGCAAGAAGCUCGGGCUGCUGCUGCAGCGCCUCAACCAGCGCGAUGUGUCGCCCUCCGUAGCUGGCAAGCUGGGGCCACUCUGUGCUGCUCUGGAUGCCGGGGACUAUGCCACUGCUCUGCACAUCCAGGUGGAUCUGACGACCAAGGACUGGGAGGAGUGUGGCGUGUGGCUCACGGCGCUCAAGAGCGUUAUCAAGACAAGACAACAGCUGGGAUGA
This is a messenger RNA of Closterium sp. NIES-65, 2588 nucleotides long. The record is from the annotation of a GenBank genome assembly. NCBI's taxonomy places the organism in Eukaryota, Viridiplantae, Streptophyta, Zygnematophyceae, Desmidiales, Closteriaceae.